AUGUAUAUUGAAAAAUUAAACUUAAGCUCAGAAAAUGCGAAAAUAACAAGCUUAGAUUUUCAGCCUAACACUAAUUUAAAUAGACUAGCUAUUUCAAGUUUGCAUCAAAUAAAAAUAUAUAGUAUUCCACAUUAUGAUAUAAAUAUAAAAAAUAAAUUAAAAAUAGAUUUAUUGUUUGUAAGUAAUGAUCAUAAUUUAGUUUAUAUUAAUACGAUAAGAUGGAGUUAUAAUGGUAAAUAUUUAGCUAGCUGUGAUAGUGGGGGUACAUUAGUUUGUUAUGAACUGGAUAUAAAUAAAAAUAAUAUAAAAAAACAUAAUGAAGAUAUAAAAAAUAGUUACACAAAAUCAAGUAAUAAUCCAUUUGCACAAACAAAUAAUAAUAAAGAAGAAUGGAAAAUGAGCAAAUGCAUAAAAAUACAUGAAAAUGGAGAAAUUUUUGAUUUAUCAUGGUCACGUGAUAAUGAACAUGUUGUAUGUGGGGUAUCAAAUGGUAUCGUUUAUAUUUUUAAUUUAAUCAAAUCAUAUAUUUCACAUAAACUUUUUGUAAAAGGAACUACUGAAAAUAUAAAAGGUGUUUCUUUUCAUCCAACAAAUAAUUUAAUAAUUUCUCAAAGUAGUGAUAAUAUUAUGAGCAUAUGGAAAAAAGUAAAUAUUUAUUCUGAACAAAAUAAUAUGGAUAUGAUACAUCAACAAAAAAGUUGUUUUGAUCUAAAUGAAAAUAAAAAUUAUAAAAUUUAUGAAUCUGGAAAUAUACAAAAUCAUUUUCCAUCAUCACAUGGAGUAAUAUCAAGAGAAUAUUUUGAAUAUGUUUAUGAAGAAAAUAUGAAUAAAAAAUAUAAAAAUAUUGAUACUCCUACAAUUCGACAUAUUUAUUUUGAUAAUUUUGGGAAAUAUGCAAGUAUUACACAUAUACCUAAUAAUGGUAGAAAUUGUGGUAUCUUAAUUAAAAUAAAAAAUAAAAAUGAUCAAUAUAUAAAUAAAAAAAAAAUAUAUAUGGAUGGGCAUGGUAGUUGUAUGCGAGUUGCUAAAAUAGGUCAAAAGGUGUUUGUUGAUAUUAAAAAAAAAAAAUUAUAUAGUUUAUAUUGUCAAUGUAGUGAUAAUGGUGUAAUUUCUUUAUGGAAGAUUUUUUUAAAGAGAAUAGAAAAACCUUAUAUUUUAAAAAAAAAAAAAAGGCGUGAAAAAAUUGCAUAUGAAAAAGCUAAAAUGGGUAGUAAUAAUAAUAUAGAUAAUAUUUCUAAAGAAAAAAAAAAUAAAGUAAAUAAAUAUGCACAAUGUUUUUUAAUUCUUCAAAAUUUAUUAGAAGAACAAACAUGUGCUGUUGAUUUAAGUUGGUCUGAUAAAUAUAAUCAACUAAUAAUUGGAGGAUCAAAUGGAUCUGUUUAUAUUGUACAGAUAGAUGUUAGCAAAUUAAAUUUAGAACCUUUUUAUCAUAAAGAAUAUGUACAAAUAAAUGAAAUGUUUGUUAGAAAUAAAAGAGAUGAAAAAAUCAGGAUAGAAGAUGAAAAGUUAAUCAUAAAAAAUAAAGCAAUUAGAGAUAAAAUUGUAGGAGAUAAAUUUUUUGAUAAAAUUGUUCAGAGAAGUUUUGAAAAAAAUGGAGAUCGAAUUGAUGGAAAAAAAAUUAUAGAAAAUACUGGGGAAAAAAAAGUAAAAAAUAGAUUAACACCAAAAAUUAAAUAUUUAUAUGAUGAAUAUGGAAAUAUAAUUGAAAAUUCAAAAUCACAUGAAAUUAUUCAUAUUUUAAAAUGUACAAUACAUUCUUUAAAUUAUGACAUAAAUAAAUAUUCUGAUUUUUCUUUUUUUUUAUUUAAUAAAAAGGAAAACACUAAUAUAUUUUCAAGUUACAAAAAAAACAUAAACUAUACAAAUAACAAAAUGAAACAAUAUAAUUCAGAUUAUUUUGCCAAUUCUUAUUUUUUUAAUUUUUCUUCCUUUUUAAAUUAUUUUUUAUAUGUAAUUAUUAGUUAUAUUCAUACUAUUGUUCAAAAUUGUGAUUUUAUUUGGAAAAUUAUGAAAAAAAAAAUAUCUAAUAUUAUUGUGUACACACCCUUUACUAUUGAUUCCAUUCUCAGCUUGCUCUUUCGAAACAUUUAUUAUAAAAAAAAAUAUUUCCUUGAAAAUUUUUUACAAAAUGAGUAUCCCACAUUUUUAAGCAGCAUUUAUGCUUUCCCCCAAAAUAAUGAGCUUUAUCGUGAAAUUCUUUAUCUUGAUACGUUUCAAAAUGGACGAAAAUAUCUCCGAGGAUGCUCCUAUGAUACAAGCAGAGAUGCAAGUCGAGAUGGAGGUAGGAAUGCAAGUAGAAAUUCGGAUAAAAAUACGGAUAAAAAUACGGAUAAAAAUGCGGAUAAAAAUGCGGAUAAGAAUGCGGGAGGUAAUAUCGGUGGAUGUAGAGAUCGAAAUGGGGGUGAUGGUGGAAAUGAUGGGGAUGGAGAUGAAGAAAAAAAACGAAAAGAAGAAAAUACACAUGAAGGUGAUGAAUUACCAAAUGAAGAUAAUAAAAAUAAUAAAACAACAAAUAAUAACAAUACGGAUUGUAAACAAACAGUAAAAUCAAGUAGCAAUACAAAUAAAAAAGUACGAAAAAAUAGCAAAAAUAAUAUAGAUAAACAAGGAAAUAAUAAAGGGGUAGAAAGUAAUAAUAAUAAUAGUAAAAAAAAAAGUUAUACAAAUAUAAAUAAAAAUAAGUUAACUAAUAGUGAAGAAAAUAUAAUUAAAAAUUAUAAUGAAAUUAUAAAUGCACAAAGUUUUGUAAUAUCACCAAAUAAUGAUCAAAUAUUUGCAAAUUCAAAUAAUAACCAAGUUAAUACAACAAUGAUAGAAAAUGGAAAAAAUUAUAAUCAUCCUGAAAAUAUAUCAUUGCAAAAUAUUAAAAAUAUUAGUGAUCAAGUUUAUAAUAUUCAUAAAAAACAAAAUGAUAAAUAUAAUUCCAACACUUCAAUUAAUGUGGGUGAUUCUACUAAUUAUUUGAAUACAUAUUGUGAAAAUUCUAAUAAUGUAUCCAAUAUGAAUUAUAUAUCAAUAAAUAUGAACAAUGAUCCAAAAAAAAUUAUAGAAAAUAUAAAUAAUAUGAAUGAUCCAAAUAAUUUUAUAGAAAAUGUGAAUAAUAGUAAAAGCUCAAAGUUGAAUAAAAAUGCAUCUCCCAAAAAAAAGGAAAAUAAAGAAAUGAAAAAUGACCCAAUCAAUGAUUCUAAAAAAGAAAAAAAAGAACCCAAAAAAGAAAAAAAAAAAGUGAAGAAACAACAAGAGGUAGAAAAUUUAGGUGAAGAAAAAACGGAAGGAACAAAACAGAAAAAAACUGAACCAAAAAAAGAAAAAAAAACUGAACCAAAAAAAUAUGUUAAAAAAGAUUCGAAUAAAAUAACAAAAGGAGAUACAGAAAUUACAAACGAAGGUAAAACUGUUAAAGGAGGAAAAGUAGCUAAAGAACCAAAAACUACUAAAGGGGGGAAGGCAGCUAAAGAUUUAAACGAGGCAAACAAAUCUAACGAGCCAGUUAUAGAAAAUACACAAAAUCAAAUAACUGAUACAAACGAUACAAAUCAGCAAAUACAAACAAGCACACAAAAAGGAUCAAAUAAGUCAAAUAAAACAACUAAGCUAAAUAAGCCAACUAAAUCAAACGACCCAACUAAGUCAAACGACCCAACUAAGUUAAGCGACCCAAAUGAGGGAAACGACCCAACUAAGUCAAACGACCCAAAUGAGGGAAACGAAGAAAAUAUCAGCACCCCGAAAAAAAGGGAGCCUAGCAAAAACCAGAAAAGAAAUUCUAACAAAGGAACAAAAAGAAAAACGGCAAAAAAUAAUAAAAAAGAUGAAAAUGGAAAUAAUUCUGAUAUUGAAUGGGAAAAUUUUAACCCACAUGCUGAAUUAUUUUGCCCAAUUAUAAGAAAAGAAGAUAGUGAAGAAGUUGGAUAUAUGACAUAUAGUUCUCCUGUAAAAUUUGGAAAAGAAGCUAAUGAUUCAAAUGAUGUGAAUAAACAAGGUAAAAAUAAAAAAAGAAAAAGUGUAGAUAAUAUAAAUAAAAAAAAAGGUAAAAGCAGUAAUGAAUGUUUAUUAUUUAAUGAAAAAAAUGAAAAAAAUGAAAAAAAAAAAAAUAAUAAUGAGGGUUUGGAUAAAAUUGCGAAAUCUAAUAAACAUGAAGGAGAAAAACGAAAUAACAAAUCAAAGAACGAAAAUCAUUUUUUAAAAAUUGAGGAAACAUUUGAUAAUACAAAAAAUAAAAAUAAAGAAUCUAGAAAAAAAAAUAUAAUUAAAGGAAGCAAUGAAAUUAAUAAAGAAUAUAUUGAAGAGAAUAAUGAUAUUAUAGAAAAAAAUGUAAAAAAAAAUAACAAAAGAGUAUAUGAAAAAAUGUAUAGUUCUAAUAGUGUAUUAGAUAAACAAAAUUAUAAUUUAAAAAAUACACAUAACAAUUUAAAUUUUUCAAAUAAAUAUACAGGAGAUAAAAUUAUGAAACAUGAAAUAAAAAAUAAUAGUAAUUAUCCUCAUCUCAAUAUUAAUCCAAGCAACACAUUUGGGCAAUAUAAUUAUCAUAAUGAAUUUGGAGUUGAAAUAGGAAAAAAUAAAAAUAAUAUAUAUUUAGAUAAUUAUGAAUUAUCACAAAUAAAUUUAAACAACAAAACGAGUCAAGAUUUUUAUAUUUAUAAUUCCCAUCCUCAUUUAGAUAAAUAUUCAUCAAUAGAAAAAGUCCAAUAUGAAGGUAACAAUUAUCACAUAAAUAAAUUAAGGUCAAAUGAAAAUUAUAAAAAUUAUCAACAUUAUAUAAAACGUGAAUAUGAUACUAAUUUAAUUGAUAUUAAAAAAGAAGAAUUUGAAAAUGGAAGUAGUAUGUAUAGUCAAGAAGAAUAUAUUGAGCCAGUGGAAAGAUAUGGAUAUAAUUCGAAUGAAUUUGAUUUUAAAAAUAAAAAAAGAAAAAUUUAUAAUAAUAUGAUAAAUACAGAUAUGAUAAAUAAUUUUGAUAUGAAUUAUGUAAAUGAUCCAAAUUAUAUCGAUUUUAUACGAACUAAAAAAUAUAAUGAUCAAAUAAAUUAUAUUUCAAAAGGAUAUGAUAAAAGAAAUAACAAACAAAUAAUAAUAAAAAAUAAUGAAGAUAUUGAAACAAUUUAUGAAAGCAAUCGAUAUAAUAUACAUGAUAUAUAUAGCAAUGUGGAUGUUAUACAUAGUAAUCGUGAAGAAAAAAAAAAAAAAAUUAAAAAAGUUAACAUUAUUAAUGAUGUUAAAUAUGAAAAAUAUAAAAAUAAAGUAAUAAUUUUUGAUAAUAGAAAAGAAAACUGUUUAAUUUGUUGUAUGUGUAGCAAUAGUAGUAGUAACAAUGUAGAAGGAAAAAAAUAUUUUUAUUUAUUGUGGGAAGAUGAAAUAUCAGGAAAAAAAAUAAAAUAUACAAUUCAUGAUAACUAUAUAUUUAUAAUAAGUUAUAAAUUCAAUAUUUUUCUACUUAACAUUUUUAACAUAAAUAGUAAAUUGGUUGUUCAUGAUUAUGUAUUACCAGAUAGAUGUAUAGUUGAUUUUGUUAUAAUUAAAAGUUUUAGCAUUGAUGGAAAUAUUUAUACAUUUUUUUAUGUACAUGAUAAAAAAUAUUAUUAUAUUUAUCAAUUAUUAAAUUAUUCAAGUAUUUCUUUGUUAUAUUCCUUUGAAAUUUCGAUGUUAGAAUCACGAGUUGAAUCCAUAAAUAUCAGGAUUGUGGAAAAGUUACAAAACGAAGAUAUCAUAAGCAAAAGUUCUAAGAAAGGUUUUAAAAAAUACAAACGAAUUUUCAAAAAUAAAAAGAAAAAAGAUUCUAUCAAUGAAGAGGAUAUAAAAGAUAAUCGAGAAAGAAAUGAACAAAAAAUCAGAAUUGAAAAUGAUAAAGGUGAAAAAGAAAAAAAUGAAAGAGAUAUAGAAAGGGAACGUAUAUUAAAGGAACUAAUACAUAGUAUCACAUUUUAUGAAAAUUUAAAAGUUAAAAAUAAAUCAAAUAAAAAAAAACAUAAUAAUUUUUUUUCAAAAAAAUCAAUAAAAAAAAAAAAUGAACAAUACAAUAUAUCUUAUUUUAAUCCAAAAUGUGCUAAUAAAUUAUUAACUCGUAUGCCAAAUAAAAUACAAAAUUUUUCAACUCAACUUGAAAAAAAAAAAAAAAAAAAUAUUAUAAAAAAAAGUAAAGAUGAAAAAAUAAAAACAUAUUUUGAUAAUUUUUUUUCAAAUAAUAUACAUGGAAAUGAUUUGUUAUAUGAUUAUAUAUAUAGGAAAGAAAAUUUUUAUUAUAGUUAUAUGUGUAUAUAUAUUUUUUUAAAAAAUGGGAUGAUAUUCCUCAUACGAAGAAACUUAAUGAAAACAGAAGUAGCUAAUGAAAAUGAUUUUCCUGAAACAUAUACAUCUGAUGUAAUAUCAAUAAAACCACAUAUGUUUGAACAAAAUGAUAUUACUUUAAUAUCUCGAUUAGAUAAUAGUUAUUACAACAAAUCGCUAUAUUGUGACAUAAAUUUUUUAUUUAGUAGUAAGGCUGAUAAUUCUGAUGACAUAAAUAAUAAAAUUAUUUUACCAACUACCAAUACAUUAAAUAGAUCUAAACCAAAUGAAUAUUUGAAUACAAAUCGAAAUUUAAUUUUGUUCGAUAAUUUAAUAGAUAUACAACAAAAAGGGAUGAGAAUUUUUUCAUCACAAAGUAAAAUAUUUAAUAUAUAUGAUUUUGACGUAACCAAAUUAAUAGAAUCUGAAGAAUUUAUUGAAGAACAUGAAAAUUUAGAAGAAUCUUUUGAACCCAUUGUGAAGAAAGAAAAACCUGAUACCGAUGAUGACGAUAAUAAUAAAAAAUUAAUUUCACAAAAUGAGCAUAUUAUUAAAAAAGAGAAAAAUUGUAAUAUGGAAAAUAUACAUAUUAAAAAAGAGCUAAAUAAAGUUAGCAAAGAUUUUCUUCAUGCUAUGAGUGUUUCAGAAGAAUUAAAAAAAAGUGAAAAAAAUUCAGAUUCUCAUGUAGAUACAAAUCUUUAUGUGAAAACUAUAAAAUAUUUAGAGAAUCAAAUGAAAUAUAGUAUAUUAAUUAUGAACAAAAAAUCAUUUUUAAAUUAUUUAUAUGCUUAUUUUAGCUUUUUAGUAGAAUAUUUAGAUAUUACAAGAAUUCGACAAAAUUUUCAUUAUUUUAUGAAAAUAACUUUAUAUCAUUCAAAAAAAUAUAUUUCCAAUUUUAUAUUUUUUGAAAUUGAUCAAAAUACAAAUUAUGAACCUCAUUGGUUAGAUACAGAUGCAUUAUUAUGCAUGAAUAUUCAUUUUUUCUUUUUAUCUUUAUUUUUAUUUUAUAAUUUUCUAUUACCUAUAUAUAAAAGUUUACGACAAAAAAAAAAUAAAAAUACACACAUAUAUAAAUAUCAUUCUUUUUUUCGUUUUAUCAAAGAAAUGCAUAAAUAUAUGCUUCAAAUUGAUACAAUUUUUCAACGAGCUUUCCAUCGAUCAUUAUCUUUGUAG
Molecule: messenger RNA, 7434 nt
Organism: Plasmodium yoelii
Lineage: Eukaryota; Apicomplexa; Aconoidasida; Haemosporida; Plasmodiidae
Product: WD repeat-containing protein, putative
Exons: 1
Coding region: 1-7434 (2477 amino acids)
Biological process (GO): DNA replication-dependent chromatin assembly; nucleosome assembly
Cellular component (GO): nucleus; CAF-1 complex
Molecular function (GO): protein binding
Source: RefSeq, a predicted model, not a curated record